Paramuricea clavata is the source of this 8955-nucleotide messenger RNA. The record is from the annotation of a GenBank genome assembly. NCBI's taxonomy places the organism in Eukaryota, Metazoa, Cnidaria, Anthozoa, Malacalcyonacea, Plexauridae.
GCUUUGGCCACAUAUGCUAAUUUUUGCUCCAUUCUUCUCUCUUCGAGUGUUCUCCAAUUUAAUUUCUUUAAAAUAUCAGUAGAGCGAAUUUCAUAGGUAUCACCUGUGAUUACUCUAGCUGCACGGUUUUGUAGUCUCUGUAGCUUCUCUUUUGAACCUUCGCCACAGUUUCCCCAAACCAUGGAGCAGUAAUCAAAACUCGGUUGCACUAAAGCCUGAUAAAUAUAUUUAAGAGUCUCAAAAUAAACAAAUGGCUUUGCACGGCGCAGCAUACCAAUGCUAAUCUUACUAUGAUAAUAAAUUCUAGCGAGGUUUAAACUAAGGAAUGUCAACAAGACAAGAUCAAAGCCUGUUCGAUGCAUGUGUAAGAGGGGAUCUUCACAAAGUACGAGAGAUCUUGCAAAAGGACUCGGAUAUCAUCAACAGGUUGGAUCAACAUAUCGGUCUCUUUGGCGACACUCCAUUGCACAAAGCUGCAUCUCAGGGUCAUGAUGAUAUCUUACGACUGUUGCUUAACUAUGGUGCCAGUGUGGACGCGGUGAACGAGCUGGGUGAUACACCAUUGCACGAAGCUGCAUCUCAGGGUCAUGAUUAUAUCUCACAACUGUUGCUUAACCAUGGUGCCAGUGUGAACGCGGUGAACAGUGAUGGUUAUACACCAUUGCACGAAGCUGCAUCUCAGGGUCAUGAUUACAUCUCACAACUGUUGCUUAACCAUGGUGCCAGUGUGAACGCGGUGAACGAGCUGGGUGAUACACCAUUGCACGAAGCUGCAUCUCAGUUUCAUGAUUUUAUCUCACAACUGUUGCUUAACUAUGGUGCCAGUGUGAACGUGGUGAACAGUGAUGGUUAUACACCAUUACACGACGCUGCAUCUCAGGGUCAUGAUUAUAUCUUACAACUGUUGCUUAACCGUGGUGCCAGUGUGAACGCGACGAACGAGGAGGGUUAUACACCAUUGCACGAAGCUGCAUCUCAGGGUCAUGAUUAUAUCUUACAACCGUUGCUUAACUAUGGUGCCAGUGUGAACGCGAAGAACGAGGAGGGUUAUACACCAUUGCACCUCGCUGCAUUUUGGGGUCAUGAUGAUAUCUUACAACUGUUGCUUAACAAUGGUGCCGAUGUGAACGCGGAGAACAAUGAGGGAUAUACACCAUUGCACCCCGCUGCAUCUCGGGGUCAUGUGAAAUGCAUUAAGGUUUGUUUCUCUCGUGAGAUAGUCAAUGUUCAGCAGCUCAAUUAAUCCUCGCAAUUUUUGGUAGAAAUAGGCAAAGAGAUAAUGCCGCUGAAAACGGAAUAAACAAUAUCAGGUUUAUGCUAAUACAUAGCAGGGACGUUGGUACGAUGUGAGUUGGGGGGGGGGGGGAGAUUUUUGUGGUAGGACCCUCUUCAAUGGGUUCAUAAUUUGUAAUUUUUGCCUGAUGAAGCGAACAUGUAAUGAUUUUUUUAUCUGAAAUAUUUCCCGAAUAUCAAAAAGGGCAUGUUUGUCCGCCUUGGGAAAGACAAUGCCCUCCCCUGCACUCCCUCUCCAGCGUCCCUGUUUUUUGUAAUGAUAUUUGCAGAGCUCAUGUUUCGCUCGCUACUCUGGUUUAAAUAAAUUAUCAUAAAGCCCAGUCGAAUUGUAAUCAAGACCCAACGUUUCGACACUCUAGUCUAGUGCCUUUAUCAGGGGUGAUCUAAAGUUGCAAUCGUGGCUUCUUAAAUACCCAAGGGAUGACGUCACCUGCUAAUGCGAUGCAUGUAUUCCUCUUGCAAAUAGUUACCGUCAUCCCUAUUCAAAGCAUGAUUGCUCAUAUUUAUAUGGCACGCUUUUAUUGAUCAUCCCUGAUGAAGACACUAGACUGGAGUGUCGAAACGUUGGAUCUUGAUUACAAUUCGACUGGGCUUUGUAAUUAUCUAUUUAAACCAGAGUAGCGAGCGAAACAUGAUUGAUAUACCUGGUUGCAGUGAACGAACAAACUUGAAAUUUGCAGAGCUGUCAAUUCCAAUGGUCUCCUGGUUUUAAGGCAGCUGAAGGUAUAAUGCAAUCAGCAGCGUAGCCAGGAUGACGAUUUAGUCACGCUAUGCAAAUAUUUUCGUGUUCAUUGACUGUGAAAACAAUCAAUUUCUAAAGAAAUGAAUAAUGAUAAUAAUCUUGAAUUUGCAUAGCGGGGCUAAAUUGUCGGGCUGGGUACGCACAGAUUUGUGAACUAGCCAGUCACUAGGUAAACAUUUGGGUUUUUUCCAAUUAAUGAUAUCCUGUAUAAUUCUUGUUUAGUUGUUGUUGAAAUAUGGUGCAAACGUCAAAGCAAUGGACGAUUUCGGUAAAACUCCGUAUCAAAUUGCAAUGGAGCGCAAACAUAAAGAAUCUGCCGAGUGUUUAAGAAAUGCAGGUAUUUAUAAGGAGGUUGUUGGUUAUGUGAACCAGGGCGGAUCUACCAGUGCGGUGCUCACCCCUCCCACCUCCCCCCAAUUUAAGCCUGGUUCACACUGGUCGUAAUGCAUCGGCGAUCUAUUGUAUUCUUUUCCGAAAGACAAAGCAUUUUACACACCAAUGACCACAGACAAUGGAAAUCCCCGAUUCUUACGACCAGUGUGAACCAGGCAUUAAUCCCGCUAUGCAAAUUCUUGUCUUUUGAUCUUAUUUCUGACCCCCCCUUACGCAAUUGAUUAAUCUUUCUCUCACAAUCGGGGUCUUCCUUGACAAAUUGAAGAUUGCUAAAGUUAUUCCGAUUUAUAAAGCAGAAAACCGUGAAAAUGUUUCAAAUUACAGUCCUAUUUCUCUGUUGACCAACUUCCCCAAAAUUUAUGAAAGAGUUAUGUCUAAACGCCUAAUUACUUUUUUUGAACAAUAUGAAAUUCUAUAUUGUUACCAGUUUGGAUUUCGGAAAAACCACUCGUCUUCAAUGGCUUUAAUGCAUUUAGUCAACAAAAUAUCCUCAGCCAUCGUAAAGAAACAACUGUAAGGGUCUUUUUGGACUUAUUUAAAGAGUUUGACACUGUUAGCCAUUUCGAAGUUGAUGAGAGGACUGGGGACGAAUGUUAAGAAAUGACCAAAUUAAGAAAUGAACCAAAUCACUAAAAAGACCAAUCUCGUUCCCAGCUGGGGCUGGUCACAUGGCACGCAGAUUCUGCAUGCUAAAAUAAAAUUUGUCUAUGGGUAGGGUGGUAGAGGAGUGGUUUGUCGUGUUUGGGACAUUGCAACUUAUGUGUUCUAAUAUGUUUAUUAAAAAUUCUAUUUAUCAUGACCGACUUCCUGCUAUAUCAAUGUGAUCAAUUGCAAUAUUGAGUGUUGAGAUACAUUUCAAACAAAAAGCUGAAUCAUAUUUCAAUUGCAAGGAAAGAACACCACACGCUACGUACAGCUUGCGAAGUUCACUUGAGCACGCUUCAUCGUAGAAGCUACUGAUUUUACACACCGACUGAUCGAUCAAACGAACGACGUGGUUGUUAAAUUGAAGUGUAUCCUAUCCGAUAUUCAAAACGAGCGGAUUUUUUUUAUAACGAGAUCCUUUGUUUCCAAAACAUCGCGAACUGUUUGUAAACAAUGCUACUGUAUUUUGACUUAUGAAAGUACAGGAUUAAAACCCGCGUUCUUAUGGACUCUAAAAUUACUUGCAUUGACAUUGCUGAAACUCAACCAACAAGAAUUAUUUCGAAGUAUAGCUAUCUGUUUUCACCAGUGAACUCUAAUCUCUAUUGGUUAUCUCAUGAACGCCAUUCGUUUACGCCAAGACUUGCCAAGACUUCUCCGUGCGUGCUAUACGGUACAACUUGAAUAUUUAAUACGGGAUACAUAUAAGCAUCAGACACAAGUAUUUUAUAGUUAACAAAUAUAAAACAUUUUCCGUGUUGAUAUAGAGUUAUAUCAACACGAGUGGAAUUGGGAAAACGAGAAAUUGUAUGGAAACACGACGCCCGAAGGGCGGGGUGUUUUCAUACAAUUUCGAGUUUUCCCAACUUCCACGAGUGUUGAUAUAACUAUAUAUCAAUACGGAAAAAUGUUUUAUAUUUUUUUUAUAAUAUAGCAAUGUCAGAAGCCCGAAGGAUGAGAAAAUUUCCGUGUUUACGAGCGGCGGAAAAUUUCCCGUGUUGACAUUGAGUUAUAUCAACACGGCUCUCAGCCAAUCAGCGUUCAGAAUUUACAAAUGCUAUAUUAUAAUUAAUUGUAGUUUACAGGUAAAAAUUAUUUUAAUCUGGCCGAUGAGAAAGAUCGUAACUUUAUCUUUUAUGACUAUUACAACCAUAUAUGGAAACCUGGCUUAAAACUGUUGCAUACAACGUGCUUACAACUUGAGUUGUACUGUGUAAUUAGAGAUGUGUUUAGCUUACAUGAUCAGAUUAAAACAUAUCAAAUGCCGUUAUGAGAGAUAGGGCAAGCCAGCCCGGCUACCAAAGCUGGCCUGGUUUCGGUGAAAUCUUGCUUUUGUUAUUAUGUCCUACUACAUUUCAUUUGGCCAUCCUAAGCGAAAUCCCGCCUCGACUGACCCGAGAUCUAGGGUGCCCAGGGGAAUUUUCCAUACAAACACAAUGACCCGGGCUUGGCUAGCAAUGACCCGGGCUUGGCUCGCAAUGACCCGGGCUUGGCUCGCAAUGACCCGGGCUUGCUCUGUUCAAGAAUAUAUUGUUGUACAUGAGAUUUUCUCGUCAGAUUUCGAUCUUAAAAGGUCUCUGUGAACGAUUCUGUGGGUUACACAGUAACCGUGAAAGUUGCUCGCAAACGUGCAAAUUUUAGGUUCAUGAGAAAAUAUAUUUCUAUUAUGUUAUUUAUAGCUGUGAGCCCAGUGGUUUGCUUUGGUGAGCCAGCCCGCCUCAAAAGUCUCAUGUCAACACAGUUUUAGCAAAGCGAGUUACCUCGGCUAACGGUGGGAACCCAGUCUAGCUUCCUCUAUAUAAACAGUCCUGUAGAUGCAAAUGACGAUUAUCUUUAAUCUAUAGAAUUUCACCCUAUACCCUUGCAAUCAAUUGGAAAUAUUCUUGGCUAUCAACCCAACACCUGAGGCAGUGGCGGACACCAGGGGGGGGGCGGGGGGCGGCCGCACCUAGUGUCUAAUAAAAUAAAAAGGGCCAAUUAACAUAGACGAUUUGCACCAAGUGGUUACGUCACGGUUAUAAUACUUAGGGCGGGGCGCUUGGUAGAGGGGGGAACGCUUUAUAAAGGGCCAUUUGAUGGAGGUUAUAUUUCAUUUUAUGUAUUGCUAAAUCUUGUUUUAACUUUGUUUUCUGAAGAGGAUGAAGAGGACAAAGAACUUCUGAACUCUUUCCCAGGUAAAGAUCCUCGAAUCUAUCACAGGUAUCUAGUAAAGCAAAAUAUAAUCGAAUUUCGAUUAUGUUGAUCGGGCAAGGCGAAAUAUUUUCGUGACGACUUAACAUCUACGUUAAGAUGUUAAGUCGUCACGAAAAUACUUCGUGCACUUAAAUUGGGUAAGACUCGCUACCAAUCCCCGUUGAUUCGAUAGCUCAAUGGGUAGAGCGGCGGUCUAGAUACUCGAAGAUGCGAGUUCAAAUCGCGCUCGAGCCAACGAAAUUUUCGUUGCUCGAUGCAGUGUCAGAAUAAUAUGAAACUGGUUUUUCGUAUCUCUGAGGAUGGUUUUGAAAUAGAAUUAUAUAUAAGUCCGGCAUUAUUAAAUUUUACCGUUGUCGUGCUAAGGACACUCGACCAUAUUUUAAAUCUACGGUUGAUACUUUUUUCCGGUGGUUUAAUACAUUUCUUGACUUCAAAAUAUACGUGUCGGGCAUUGAUGUUUUCCGUAAAAACCCAAUCAGCAGUCGAAAAAUAUUUACGUUUUAGCUUCUUUAUGAGUGAUUUUCUUCUAGUAGCAGGAAAGCCUUUCCAGGGCAUGUAGGAGUAAUUUUCGAAAUUUAUUUGUUGAUUAAAGUGGUAUUGGUGCAUAUUUUUGGAGGCCCGAUGAAAAACUGCUUUAAUCUGUGCAGCUAACGUCCCCAGGGUUCGAAACUCGUAUAGUGUAAAUUGCCUGUAAAUUUGGCUUGCACAAAACAACCUGAUGAUAUCAUGUACCCAAACUUUAGUUCAGGCUACCCUAUCUUGGCAAGAUUUAGAACAGAACUCCACGCGAAAUUUAUAAUUACAUUAAUAAAAUAAAGUAAAAGGGGCCAAUUAACAACAGAUGACUUGCACCAAGAGGUCACGUGACCUUAAUCCUCUUAAAAUAGUAGGUAUGGAACUAUAAAUCUAUAAUGAAGAUACAGAGUUAUGUUUUAAGCAAAAAUUCGAAAAUCUUGUUUUAAAAAUUUCAAAAAACUACCUUACACGUUUAGGGCAUGGCAAUUGGUAGAGGGGGAACGCUUUAUAGAGGGCCAUUUGAUGGAGGUUAUAUUUCUAUUGAGUAUAGAUGUUCUCUGGUUAAAAUAUUUAUUUUUUACAAGCUUUCGACUGUCAGUCUACAGUCUUCAACGGGUAGAUUAUAAUGAAAGUGAUGCGAGGUUUGCAAUUACAUAUACGGUAUACACAAUGACAUAAAUGACAGCUAUACAAGAUUAUAGUGGCUAUGUUACACGCGAAUGAUUAGUAUACCGUAUAUGUAAUUGUAAACCUCGCAUCACUUUCAUUAUAAUCUACCCGUUGAAGACUGUAGACUGACAGUCGAUAGCUUGUAAAAAAUAAAUAUUUUAACCAGAGAACGUCUGUACUCAAUAUGAAUAAUCCUGGUUUCGCAUCAAACAUAUUUAAAGGUUAUAUUUCAUUUUACGUAGUGCUAAAUCUUGUUUUAACUUUAUUUUGUCAAGAUCGUGAAGAGGAAGAAUAUAGGCGUGCAUAUUCGCAAGCUCUCCAAGAAGGUAAAGCAAAAAAUUAUCGAAUUCCGAUUAUGCUGGUCGGCCAAGACCGAGGCGGAAAGACGUCGCUGAUGAGACGUCUUUUAGGAUUACCAUUCGACAAAAAUCAACCCAGUACCACUGGUAUUGACGUUAAUGUUAUCGAGCUAACAGAACAAAAUGCAGAAGAUCCCUGGAAAAAGAGAGAAGUAAAAGAGUUUAUGACCAAUGAAGGUGAGGCAAAGUCUGUAAUAUACAAGAAAACGGCCGAGUACUUUGAUAGAGGAGUUCAGAGGAAUUUAGAAGGGGAUGCGCCAGAGCCACUGAAGCCAGUGAUGCCAGUGAAGCCAUUGCCAGUGAAGCCAUUGCCAGUGAAGCCAUUGGCAAUGAAGCCAUUAUUAAGAGAAGAAAUAUCCAAAAUCAAAUCGCACAGGUACACUGAACACGACCAGAAAAAACUUCUUCGGGUAUUUGUAAGUGACUUUGCUGGACAGUCAAUCUAUUACGAUACCCAUGGCUGCUUUGUGAAACCGCAUUGUCCUUAUGUUUUGGUUCACGACCUUUCUCUGGAGUUUGAUAAACCCGCUGUUCCCAAGUUUAAAGACAGAGCUGAAAAGAAAGAGAUAGAGAUGAACAAUCCUCAUCUUAAUACCAAUUUAGAUAAUUUUACAUCAUGGUUGAAGUUUCUGCAAGGUUUGGGAGAAUACCAAGAUCAACAGUUCCCUGAUGAAACUGGUCACUGUACUACUGCAGAGGGUCGUAAUUUCAAACGUCCACCGGUAUUAAUAGCCUUAACUCACAGUGAUAAGGCGAAAGGCAACGACCCCAAAAUACUUAGCGUAAAGAAGAGAAUGGAAAAUGUCGUGUCUGCAAGUGACUAUAAGAAUGUCAUUCUUGGGGUUUUCCUGAUCGACAAUACAUUGGAAGGCGACGGCGGAGACGACGUGCGAAAGCUUCGUAGAGAGCUUUUUGACUACUCGAAUGCAGUCCUUAACCACGAGAUUUUAAUGCCUGUGAAGUGGCUAAAUUUUGAAGUUGCUCUAAGCCAGAAGCUAUCACCAGAUUGCAAGUAUAUCCCAGUUAACGAAGCUAAGCGGAAAGCGGAGGCCUGUGGCGUUCGGGAGUUUGAUCAAGCUAUCAAAUUUCUACACCGUCAAGGUGUGGUCGUACACCACAGUGGAUCCAGCAAGGUUGUAUUGGAUCCUCACUGGUUAAUGAAUCGCUUUACGCAAGUGAUCUCCAUGCCUGGGCAAUUGGAUGCCUUGUCCAGGCACGCUCUUGAUGUGUUCGAGCAGAAAGGCAUUUUGUUUCGAGAAUAUCUUCAGACGCUGGAAGACAAAGAACUUUUAGAAGAGCUUAUGCAAAAGUUUAAUUUGAUUUGUCCUUGCCAGCACGAGGGAAAGGCAGCUUUUUAUGUCCCUUCAGUUGCCCCAGCUAUGAAACCAGGAAAAGAGUUGGAAGCUAGCCAUGUUCCAUCGCUGUUUGUGACAUUUCCUCGCAAACUUGUGCCGAUGGGCAUGUUUACGAAGCUUCAAGUGAGGUUAAUUUCUGAGUGUGAAAAGCGCUUUCCCCAUCAAGAAGCAACGCCUUCAUUCUACUGCAACUACUCCUCGCUUCUGUUUAUUAUAGACGGCGACGUGUAUGAUGUUCAUUUAAUCGACCUCCACGAGUUCAUUAAGAUUGCCGUUUUUCCAAAACAGGAUGGCAACCAUUUCAAGUUUGCCAGUCAUCUCCUAGCCACUCUGCAAAAGUGCUUGGACGAUCUUAAAUCUCCAGAUCAACUAUUAUUCAGCAUGACCAGCUAUGACUUCGAAGUGAAAUGUACCUGCUGCUUUGGUAAAGAAGAAGGAGAAUGUUCUCGUCAUCAUAAAGUCCAGUGUCAUUCAGACCGCUGUGGGCACCGCCACUUUUGGAAGCUUAGUGACCUUCGGGGAUUAUACAACGAUCCAUCCUUUGUAGUUUGCCGGUCGAACAACUCGUCCACGAAGUUUGAGAUAAAGAGUGUAAAAAUUUGGCUCAAUACUGGUAAGUGGCUAAUGCUAAAGGUGUUUUUACUUUGCUGGUUUUCAAGUGGUUAGUUGACAAUUCUUAAAUCAUAUUUAACAAUUAGAUAAGUUGUCUAAUUAUUAAAUAUAAGUUGUAUAAUUUAUUUUAGUAUGAUGGUAAUAUCUCCUUUGUUAAUCAGGCUCAGUUGCUGCAAUC